This is a messenger RNA of Brassica napus (rape), 1588 nucleotides long. Its product is annotated as hydroxymethylglutaryl-CoA lyase, mitochondrial-like. The transcript is spliced from 9 exons. Lineage: Eukaryota; Viridiplantae; Streptophyta; Magnoliopsida; Brassicales; Brassicaceae. The record is from RefSeq and is a predicted model, not a curated record. Gene Ontology annotation, cellular component: mitochondrion. The coding region runs from base 366 to 1130 and encodes 254 amino acids. Gene Ontology annotation, biological process: ketone body biosynthetic process; L-leucine catabolic process. Gene Ontology annotation, molecular function: hydroxymethylglutaryl-CoA lyase activity.
CGAUAAGCUGUAAGAGGAAGACAGGGGAGAGGAGAGAAGCGCUUAUUAGGUUUUUAGGUGAUCCGUGUUACAUCUUUGAAUGAGACGGGUCGGAUGGGUUAUGGUUAGUUGAUUUGGUUAAAGUGUUUUUGACUUUAAUCACGUUUUAUAUAAAUAGAAAAUAAAUUAUUUUUGUAACAGUGGGUACCGUAUAUCAUAUUUUUUUUAGGAGAGAUGAGAUUAUGGUCAAAUUAUUGAGGUGGAAGUGAAUGUUAGGCAUCUCGGAGAGGGACAUUCCCAACUAGAAUUUGAGGAGAUUAAAGUUGCCGCCUCCUCUGAUAUUUCAUUCUCCGCAGGAAUCCAAUCACUCUUUUCUCCGAAAAAAGAUGCAGAGGAAUGGGGUGAGAAGAGCACAUUCUUUAUGGUGCAAGAGUUUAACACACAACUUGCCUCAUCAUCCUUCUAUUGACAAGUUCCAGGGAAGAGAUUAUUGCAGCACCUCAAACAGUUGCAACGAUGAUAAAAGCUUCGGCAAAGAGUCAUUUCCAUGGAAAAGGCAUUCUAGGAAAGUAUCUCAACGACAACUUCUAUUUGGGAACUCAACAGUUUCUGGGACUCUAUGGGAACCAAAACAUUUUCACACCUUUAGCAAUGACAAGAAGCUCCUUAGAGAAGUACCCAAGUUUGUGAAGAUUGUAGAAGUUGGUCCAAGGGAUGGCCUACAGAACGAGAAAAACAUAGUCCCCACAUCUGUAAAGGUGGAACUCAUUCGUAGAUUGGUUUCUGCUGGAUUGCCCGUUGUCGAAGCUACAAGCUUUGUUUCUCCUAAAUGGGUUCCCCAGCUUGCAGAUGCAAAGAAUGUAAUGGAUGCAGUAAAUAGUCUACAUGGGGCUCGAUUCCCAGUUCUGGCUCCCAAUCUUAAAGGUUUUGAAGCAGCUGUAUCUGCAGGUGCUAAGGAAGUUGCAAUCUUUGCAUCGGCUUCCGAGUCAUUCUCUUUGACCGAUAUUAACUCUACCAUUCAAGAGAGUCUCUUGAGAUAUCGUGCUGUUGCCACUGCUGCAAAGGAGCAUUCCAUCCCUGUACGUAUCUUGCGUGGUCGGGUGUCCAGUGGAAGGAGCGGUUCCACCCUCAAAAGUAGCGCAUGUCGUUAAAGAGCUCUAUGACAUGGGCUGCUUUGAGAUUUCUCUUGGUGAUACAAUUGGAAUCGGCACUCCUGAUUCUGUUCUUAUAAAAUGAAUCAGGUUCUGUGGUUCCCAUGCUUGAAGCCGUGAUGGCAGCUGUGCCAGCGGAAAAGCUGGCUGUUCACUUCCACGAUACCUAUGGACAAGCUCUUGCAAACAUAUUGGUAUCUCUCCAAAUGGGAAUAAACAUAGUAGACUCAUCAGUUGCUGGAUUAGGCGGUUGCCCAUCAUACCAAAAAUAAGUAUGGAAAAGUUGGUAAAAUAGAACAAAAUUUCAAUAUGUUUCUCUUUAGCAUAAAAGUCAACCUAAGUUUGUUCUCGUAGUAUAAUAUCUAUUCUAUUUCACAACUUCACUUCACUUCAUGUGUGAUUUUUAAGUUGGACCAUUUUAAAUAAGUUUAUUAAUUGCAUAUUUGUUGUUAUCUUCA